Molecule: messenger RNA, 567 nt
Organism: Asparagus officinalis (garden asparagus)
Lineage: Eukaryota; Viridiplantae; Streptophyta; Magnoliopsida; Asparagales; Asparagaceae
Product: acyl-CoA-binding protein
Exons: 4
Coding region: 95-367 (90 amino acids)
Biological process (GO): fatty acid metabolic process
Molecular function (GO): fatty-acyl-CoA binding
Source: RefSeq, a predicted model, not a curated record
UCAUCUUUUAGCAAUCAUGCUAUAAGUAUACGCCUAGUAUUGCCGCUGCGGUUGGAGAAUCUUUGGAGACGAAUUGAGCAGAAAGAUCCGAACCAUGGGAUUGAAGGAAGAAUUUGAAGAGCAUGCUGAGAAAGCUAAAACACUACCAGAGAAUACUACAAAUGAGAACAAGCUGAUCCUGUAUGGGCUUUACAAGCAGGCAACUGUUGGACCUGUCAACACUUCUCGCCCGGGUAUGUUCAACAUGAGAGACAGGGCCAAGUGGGAUGCAUGGAAGGCUGUUGAAGGAAAAUCCCAGGAUGAAGCCAUGAGCGACUACAUCACCAAGGUGAAGCAGUUGCUGGAAGAAGCUGCCGCUGCAAAUUGAACUGCGUAGUUUGUUUGUUGCUUGCUCGGUUGCUGUGUGAAAGUAUUAUUAUUUACCUCUUUGCAGUAUGAAUGUAGGCUUAUCUAGAUUUACUUAUGCUUUCAACGAAAAAUAUUCCUACUUGAACAUUAGUAAUUCUUAUGUUCUAUGUGUCAAUGAACUGAGAGCCCUUGUUAAUGCUGGUUGGUUGUUAAAAUUCA